UAUAUGUGUGGAUGGUUGAGUGAUGUUCCUACACCACUACACCACUCCUUAGACACAUAUAUGGAAAAUAGCUUCACUGUCUAGAUUCCAUGGCAUCAAGGAUGGGAAUGGUGGCUAUUAUGUCACUAUUUGUUUACGCUAUUGUUGUUCCAACGUCAGUUAAUGCUAAUGCGUGGCAGACUGAUGAUAAACCAGGUGUUAAUAGAAACAUGGAGAUGCAACAACAACAAGGUGGAUUUAUUGGCCAUCGUCCAAGACUUGCAUCUUUUAAUAGGGCAUCAAAUCAAGAGGGUGAUCGAAAAAGAACUGUGCCUAGCGGGCCAAACCACAAACAUAACAACAUCCCAUCGCAUACCCCUCAUCAUCCACCAUCAUAUGUCCAAGCUCUUUAUGAAGAUGAUAGAACUAUAACAUCUCCUGGUCCGUCCAAAUCGAUAGGCCCUCCACCAUUACCAGAUAGAUACUAGUUCAUGCAAAAGUAGUGAGUGUUUAUACACCUAUGCCAAUGAAUAACUUCUAACUACCCACAUGUACUGGCCUGGUGUUUGGUAAACAUGAAGCAAUAAUUUCCUCUUA
Messenger RNA from Zea mays, 576 nucleotides. Lineage: Eukaryota; Viridiplantae; Streptophyta; Magnoliopsida; Poales; Poaceae. The record is from RefSeq and is a predicted model, not a curated record.